AUCUUUUACAUAGUCUAUUUAUUUAAUUAUAUAUUACUCCAUUUUUAAAAUUAACAUAUGCUUUAUCUUCUCCAAUAAUAGUAUUUCACCAAAAUAAAAAUAAAAAUGGGUGCUCAAAUAUUCUCCUUAGUAGCAGCCUUGAUCCUCUGCUUCGCAGUGGUAUCCUUAUCAUCCACCUUCACUGAAAACAAUCCUUUAAGAAUUGUAUCGGACGGUCCACCAGAGUUUCAAUCCACUGAUGCUUUCUCCAUCGUUGACGAUAUCCAUGAUCAUGAAGAUGCUUCCAUUUUCCCCAGAACAUCUAUCAAAGCCAUAUAUCAGUUUGGAAAUUCGGUUUCUGAUACGGGAAAUUUGAUACAUGAAAAUCCUCUUUUCAAGUAUGCAAAGCUACCAUAUGGGCUAACUUUCUUCCAUACACCAACGGGUCGUCCUUCUGAUGGACUUCUUAUGAUUGACUAUUUCACCAAGUUCUUCAACAUGCCAUUCCUCGAUCCAUACCUUAACAAAGACGGUAAUUUUAGUCAUGGGGUAAACUUUGCUGUUGCUGGAGCUCCUGCACUCAAUGUUUCAACUUUCGCAAUGAAAAAUAUUGUUACAUCAAAUGUCACCAACAGUUCUUUACUUGUGCAACUCGAUUGGUUUAAGUCUCAUCUUAAAUCUGUUUGCUCUACUGAAUCAGAGUGCAAAGAAAAACUUGCAGAUUCACUUAUUGUGAUGGGCGAAAUUGGAGGAAAUGACUAUAAUUGGGAAUUCUUUCAAAGAAAAGAUAUUUCAAAAGUGUAUAAAAUGGUGCCCGAAGUUGUUCAAAUUAUAAAAUAUAGUGUCAAGGAAGUUAUUAAUCUUGGUGUCAUUCAAAUAAUUGUUCCAGGAAAUUUUCCUAUGGGUUGCUUGGCUGUUUAUCGUGCAUUGUAUAAAACAAAUGACUCAAGAAUGUAUGAUGAACUCCAAUGUCUAAAAAACUUUAAUCAGUUUGCAAAAUUUCAUAACAAAAAACUGAAACAAGCUAUUCGAGAACUUCAAAAAGAUCACCCACAUGUCACAAUUGUGUACGCAGACUAUUUCUCAGCUUUCAAAGAAAUUCUCAAGCAUGCAAUUUCUCUAGGUUUUGAUAAAGAUGCAACUCAAAAGGUAUGUUGUGGUAUUGGCAACAACGAAUUCAAUUUUGAUAUGAAGAGAAUGUGUGGAAGUGAUGGGGUUGUUGUAUGUGAACAUCCUAACGAAAGCAUCUUUUGGGAUGGAAUACAUUUGACUCAACAUACUUAUCAACUUAUGGCAAAAUGGUUGAUAAAACAUAAUCUAUAUGCCAUCAUCUCUUCUACAACUUGAAUUACUAUUAUAGUUCAAAUCUAGUAAGUUAUGCUUUUAAAAGAGAGGAUCAUCCUUGAAUAGAAGGUUUUCUACAAAGCGAUUACACUUGUACAAAAAACCCUUUCAAAAUUGUUAAAAAGAAAAUGGGGUUUUGGAAUUGAAUUAUAUGAAUAUAUAUUGUACUUGAGUUGAUCGAUUGUAACAAUUACUUAAUGAUAAUAGACAGAUUUCUAUA
Chenopodium quinoa (quinoa) is the source of this 1543-nucleotide messenger RNA. Its product is annotated as GDSL esterase/lipase At1g28650-like. The coding region runs from base 106 to 1326 and encodes 406 amino acids. Gene Ontology annotation, molecular function: hydrolase activity, acting on ester bonds. The record is from RefSeq and is a predicted model, not a curated record. Lineage: Eukaryota; Viridiplantae; Streptophyta; Magnoliopsida; Caryophyllales; Amaranthaceae. The transcript is spliced from 6 exons.